AUGGCACAGCAACAUCGAGAAAAUAUUGAGUAAGUUUAAUUUAAACUUAAAAUUAAUAUAAUAUCAAGAGUUUUGUUUAUGUAAUCAACUUCUAUAUUUUAUAGGAGAGCUCGAUUUAUGAGCGAACUGGAAAAUGAAGAGGUCAAUCGCCAGCUUUGUGCCAUUGAUACAGAUGAAAUGUUUGAGUCCUGGUCACCAGAGACGCAAGAGCAAAUUCUUGCGGAAUGGAACUGGCAAAACGAUGAAUCAACUCCGAGAGAACCAAGGUUGUGUUGUGAUGAUUGUGGUCAGGUAUUUACGCGUUCGAACGAACUGAACCGGCAUAUGAAAACUCACAGUGACAAAGACCACGAGUGUUCGCGUUGCCAUAAGACGUUUAAUCGAAAGGUACGUAAUUUAAAGGGAUAUAUUUCAAAACUUAGUAAAGUAUUUUGAGUUAAUAAUAUCUAUUUAUAUGAUUUCAAGGAUGCUUUGAACCGGCAUAUGAAAACUCACAGUGACAAAGACCACGAGUGUGCGCGUUGCCAUAAAACGUUUAAUCGAAAGGUACGUAAUUUACAGGGAUAUAUUUCGAAACUUAGUAAAGUAUUUUGAGUUAAUAAUAUCUAUUUAUAUGAUUUCAAAGAUGCUUUGAACCGGCAUAUGAAAACUCACAGUGACAAAGACCACGAGUGUUCGCGUUGCCAUAAAACUUUUAAUCGAAAGGUAUGUAAUUUACAGGGAUAUAUUUCAAAACGUAGUAAAGUAUUUUGAGUUAAUAAUAUCUAUUUAUUUGAUUUCAAGGAUGUUUUAAACCGACAUAUGAUAUUGCACGAGCGACGUGGCGCGGAACGGGAAUAUACGUGUAAUGUAUGUGGUUAAGUGUUUCGAAACAUAUUCCCAUUUCAAGCCCAUCAGCGCGAAGUCCAUCAGACUGGUGGUGGUAGACGUACUAAGACGCCGACCAGGCGAACGAAAAGGCAAAGAACUGCUGAACCAGGUAUGUAUAAAUGAAAAUAUUUCGAUUACUGAUUUUGUAUUUAUACACAGAUAUUUUUCUCUUUUAAGAACCGCCAUCAUCUUCAGCGUUAACGAAGGUAAGAGAGUAUAUAUGCUGUGUAAUAAUUUGAGUUAAAAUCACACUAAUACAUUUUUCUCCUUUUCAGGAGCUUCUACUAUCGUCAGCGAAGGUAUGAAAUUCAAAUUUUUAUACCGCACAUAGUAUAUUGAUUGUCGUGAUUUGAUGUGUAUAUUGACAAUGUUAAUUACUCGGUUUUAAAACAUUGCCUGAAAUCCUAACGUUUACAUUUGAAAAAUAUUUUCAUGUUGUUUCACUAAUGUUUGUGUUUUGAAAACCUGAUAAACAUAAUCGAGUAAUUUUUAAGCGUGGGUUUAUAGUGUGGAAUGUUCCUAAUUAUUCAUGUUAGACUUAUGUUCAUUUGAUUUAGAACUAUUAAUUUAUGUCAUUGUACGAGUAUUUACGCUACGUCAUUUUUGUAACAUUCGCUAGCGUUUUAUAGUGAGGUAAAAGUAAUUUUUGUUGCGUGGGUUUAUCAUUUUGCUAUGUGAAAUUGCAUGUUCCUAAUUUAUUCAUGUUAGACUUAUUUCGAUUUUUUAUGAAUCGGGUGUUUGUAUGACAAAUUAGUGCGGAGCUCUAGACAAAAAUAAAGAAUCGGGUGUUAUUUCUAUAGGACCCCAACCAUUCCCUCAAGAUCCCCUAUUACCCCCAUCUAACCUUCCUUCCCAACUCCACCGAGAUCAUUGGCGUGCUAUCCGUACGCGGCAAAGUCGAGGCAAUCGGAUUCAGGAUUGGUACAACUAUCGCCUAA
Paramuricea clavata is the source of this 1808-nucleotide messenger RNA. NCBI's taxonomy places the organism in Eukaryota, Metazoa, Cnidaria, Anthozoa, Malacalcyonacea, Plexauridae. The record is from the annotation of a GenBank genome assembly.